GUUGUCCAAAACAUAAAAAGGAAAGCCUCCAUGAGAAUGACCCGGAUGGUAUGAUAAACAUUGCGAAAGAAGGUUGCGAAAUUACUUUAUAUCUUUCCUAAUUAAAAAUGGGGAACAUACAUACGGUCGGACCUAACAACGCUCUUGUAAUUUCUGGUGGUUGUUGUGGUGGUCAAGGUAGGAAGUAUAUUAUAGGAGGAUGGGGAUGGGCUUGGUGGCUUGUCACAGAUACACAGAGUAUAUCUUUAGAGGUGAUGACCUUGAACCCUGUGUCUGAGCAUGUUGAGACAUCAGAGGGUGUACCAGUUACUGUUACAGGUGUCUGUCAAGUAAAGAUAAUGAGAGAGCAUGAUUUAUUAAAAACAGCAUGUGAACAAUUUCUGGGAAAAACACCACAUCAUAUUGAAUCAGUUAUUUUACAAACCCUGGAAGGUCAUCUUCGUGCCAUUUUAGGUACUCUAAGUGUAGAGGCAAUUUAUCAAGACAGAGAUCAGUUUGCUCAGCUUGUUAGAGAGGUGGCCUCCCCUGAUGUUGGUAAAAUGGGUAUCGAGAUUCUCAGUUUCACUAUUAAAGAUAUUUAUGAUGAUGUGGAAUAUUUGUCAUCACUGGGUCGUGCCCAGACAGCCAAUGUAAAGCGUGAUGCUGAUAUUGGUGUAGCUGAAGCAAACAGAGAUGCUGGUAUUCGAGAGGCAGAAUGUGAAAAGAGUAGAAUGGAUACUAAAUAUGAAGCUGAUACAAGAGUUGCUGAUGCUACAAGAGCAUUCCAAAUGCAGAAGGCUUCUUUUGAUAUUGAAGUUAAUACAAAGCAAGCUGAGGCAGAAUUGGCUUAUCGACUUCAAGCAGCUAAAGAAAAACAGAGAAUUCGAGCUGAAGAAAUCGAAAUUGAGGUUGUAGAGCGCCGAAAACAAAUUGAUGUAGAAGAAAAAGAAAUCUUAAGAAAAGAAAAAGAAUUAAUAGCUACUGUGAAACGCCCAGCUGAAGCUCAGGCCUACAAGAUGGGAAUGAUAGCGGAGGGUCAAAGAACACAGACAGUAGAAGCAGCUAGAGCAGAUGCUGAGAAAACCAGAUUGAUAGGAGGAGCCGAGGCAGCAGCUAUAGAGGCUGUAGGUAAAGCUGAAGCUGAGAAAAUGAGAUUAAAGGCUGCAGCUUACAAACAAUAUGGUGAAGCUGCCAUGUUACAACAAGUCCUUGAAACACUACCUAAGAUUGCUGCCGAAGUUUCAGCACCUCUAUCUAAAACAGAUGAGAUUGUAUUGUUGGGUGAUGAUCGUGCUACAUCAGAAGUGAGUCGAUUGGUCAGUCAGUUACCUCCAGCAGUGCAGGCAUUAACUGGUGUCGAUCUGUCCAAGGUUUUAACAAAGAUUCCUGGAGCUCAUUAAGAUGAUAAGUUGAAUAAAUAAUUGCAUGUACAUCACAUAAUGAUAAUGUGACUAUUGUGUAGACAGCCCAGUAUUUCAUGUGUUUUUCUAUUAGAGAUAAAUUGUGUAUACUGUUGUUCUUAUCAUUUACAUUCAAAAAUUAGUCAUAUUCAAUUUUUUUUUUUAAAUAAAAAUCAUUGUCAAUAGUGUAACUGUCAGCAUUUGGAGAAAACAUUAUUAUAUUAAGUCUUACUUGAUUCUUUUUUUUAACCUGUAUGGUAGACAGUGUUCAAAUUAGUUGUACAAAAGCAUAAUUUUAUUUUUUAAUUCUAUAUGGUUUAUCAAUUUGAGAUUGGUUAAUGUUGUUAUGUAAAAUGGCCUUAAUUUGGGUUAUAUACUACCUCCAAUGAAUUCAGAGGCUAAACUGUUUUUGCUAUUAAAAAGAAGAUAACAAUGUAUAAAGUAAAUAGAACACCAAUCCACAAAAAUCAUUCAAAAUUUUACUGAUUUAUUAUUAUAUACUCAAUAUAUGCAUUUUGUUCUGUAAUUUAUUUGUCAUUUUGUCUUAAAAAAAAUUCAAAAUGAAAUGCUCAAUUUAUUUGGAGUAUGGUUUUUAUAUGCCCACAUUUAUUGACAUAUAUUGUCAUCACCUGUGUCCACUGUCUGUCAAACUCUUCCAAAUCAAAUUACAAACUUUUUUAAUUAUAAAUUUGGACGUUUUUCACAAAAUUGAUCUUUCUGUUCACAUAUUUACAUUAUAAACAUUACCGUGAAAUAUUACAUGUUUCGGACACAGUUUUACUCUGUUUUUACCACCUAGAAAAUUAAGAUUAAAUUUUUAUAUAAAAUUCUGAAACAGGGUUCUUUUAAACUUUAAUUUUUAAAAAAAAUAUAUUCUUGCCGUUUUCUCAGUCUGUUUUCUUAAUUAUAUAUGCUCAGAACUACAUGUAAUUGUGUUAUUGAAAUCCUUAUGCAGCUACUGUAAAAAUUAAUUAAUUAUUUAUUGCUAAUGAUUUUAAAAGAUCAAAAUGUAUUUAACACAAUAUUGUGUUUCUAUAAAACAAAAUAUAGUCAAUUAGUAAUUGAGUGAGUAGAAUUUAGCUUUAAAUGGUUUUUUUUGUCGUCAUCAUUUAUCUCAUUGUAGACAUCAUUUCAUUUUUUACACUGAUAUGAAACUGCAUGUAGAUAAUUAGAAAAUCCUAAAUAAUAUUUUAACAAUUUUUACUACUAUAUACUUGUAUCCUGUAUAAACACACAAUAUUUAAUUUAUAUAAUUUUUAUCUUAAUUACAUGAGAUUGAUUCAAUCUUAUUACUAAACAUUAUUUGUUAGGGUAAAUAUAUUCAAGAGGUUUAUCUGUGCUGCCUUUUUUUAGUAGAUCCUAUUAUCAUUUAAUCAGGACAUUGCUUUCAAAUGGCAUUAACAUCAUUGCUAAAAGGAAUCCUCCAGACUCAUCACAAUUUCUUUGGGUAGUAUUGUAAGGUUUGGAACUCUGAAUAUAUAUUGCUGUUACUCACCUGGUUAAUCAAUGUGGUUACAAUAAGUUAUUGACAGGUGUUAGCAAGGUAAGCUUUUGUAACUGUUUAAUGACUGUACAGAUUCAAUAAAUUAAACACAAGAGCUCUAUGAAAACAAUAUGAUGUGUUUAACUUAAUGUGUUCAAUUGCUAAAUACUGUUUAAACAGUAGACUAUAUGUUCCAUAAAAUUUACUUUUAUAAUCAACAGGAAAAGAUCUGAAUUGUAAUGUGUUAAAAGACAAUUAUAAAACAAUAGCAGGGAAGGAAUCCUACUGAAUGAAUAUGUAACAUACAUUCUCUACCGAAAUAUUUUUAUGUUCACUGCUGGCAAUAAAAUCUCUUUUAAAUCCUAUGUCAUAUAUUUUUUCCUGCUUUAACUAUUAUUGUAGUAAUAAUUCUCCCACAGCUGACAAGAUAGAUCCAGUAUCGAUCGUAUUCAGAUUUACAAGAAAAUGGCUUCCAAUUCACUGUCACAUUCAAUUGUUUUAAUUUGAAUAUGAAAAUGUUUUAACUAAAACUAGGAAGAGAGGUUUUACAUAGGCUAAGCAUGUUCCCCAAUCCCAUUCAGACAACCUAAAAAAAAUAUUGUUUAAAACAAACAAACAAAAACUAAAACUUUUAAUAUUAACCAAUGAAAUAGUAAAUUGUUUGAUAUUUAUAAGUGAAUUGUAUCAUCCUAACUAUCAGUUUAUAAAUGUACUAUAACCUCAUAUUCUUAUAUUAUAAAUGUUGUAUAUUAUAAAAUUCAGUAUUUCUACAAUUUCUAUAAUUCAUUUAAAUUCAUGAAUUUUUAUUAUGUUUUUUUUUCUCAACAUUUUAGGUUUGUUAUGUUAUACUUUAAUAACCUAUUAAAAAAUCAUAAUAAAACAUAA
Patella vulgata (common limpet) is the source of this 3747-nucleotide messenger RNA. RefSeq names its product flotillin-2. The record is from RefSeq and is a predicted model, not a curated record. The transcript has 9 exons. Gene Ontology annotation, biological process: protein localization to plasma membrane; regulation of myoblast differentiation. Bases 108 to 1379 code for a protein of 423 amino acids. Lineage: Eukaryota; Metazoa; Mollusca; Gastropoda; Patellidae. Gene Ontology annotation, cellular component: plasma membrane.